UACGCGGGACCGAGCCCGACCCCCAAGUCGAUCAAAAUCCAUUGUUUCACGCGUUCGGCGAACGUCCUACGUUCUUUUCUCGAGGAAGUCCGAGCCUUCAGCAAGCAUAAAUCGACCUCCUACGUCUCGGUCUACCGUCCCGCUCUCGGCCGCGAUGUCCCCCGUUGGACCCGCGUCACCUGUCGUCCCGCCCGGGACAUUUCUACCGUCAUCCUCUCAAACGACAAGAAAGAAUCCAUCAUCAAGGAUAUCAAGGAGUAUCUACACCCUCGCACCUAUCAGUGGUACUCGGACCACGGCAUCCCCUACCGUCGCGGAUACCUCUUCUCCGGACCCCCUGGCACCGGCAAGUCUAGCCUCGCGGGCGCCAUCGCAGGCAUGUUUGAACUGGAUAUCUUCGUGCUGGGGCUCAACGAUCCGGAUAUUAGCGAAGGGCAUCUUUUCUAUCUGCUCUCCAAAGUCCCAUCGCACAGUGUCGUGCUGGUCGAAGACGUCGAUGUCGCCGGGGUGAGCAUGCCCAGGGAGCAGAAUCCGGCGAAGGUGUCACCCAAAAAGAAAGAUGCGGAUGCAACGAAACACCGCUUGGAGCAUCAGCCCAUCUCACUCUCCGCGUUACUCAAUGCCAUCGACGGCGUGGCGUCGCACGAGGGCCGCAUCCUCAUCAUGACGACGAAUGUUCCGGAGAGUCUGGACCGCGCGCUCAUUCGUCCUGGUCGCGUCGAUUUGCACGUCAAGUUCGAACUUCCCGGACGCGAGGAGUUCAAGGAGCUGUUCCGCAGUGUGUACACUGGUCUAGAGGAGUUCGAAGAAAAGGAAUGUCCCGGUCGGGAUCUUGAAGAAUUGGGCGUGCGUUUCUCCAAACAGUUGCCUGAGAACCACUUCAGCGUUGCCGACGUGCUGGGGUAUCUACUGCAGUACAAGCUGCACCCUGAGCAGGCGUGUGACAACAUCGCUGAGUGGGUUGAACAGCAGACCCUGGAGAGCGAA
Molecule: messenger RNA, 987 nt
Organism: Aspergillus steynii IBT 23096
Lineage: Eukaryota; Fungi; Ascomycota; Eurotiomycetes; Eurotiales; Aspergillaceae
Product: P-loop containing nucleoside triphosphate hydrolase protein
Exons: 1
Biological process (GO): protein insertion into mitochondrial inner membrane from matrix; mitochondrial respiratory chain complex III assembly
Cellular component (GO): mitochondrial inner membrane
Molecular function (GO): ATP binding; ATP hydrolysis activity
Source: RefSeq, a predicted model, not a curated record